AUGUCUACCGACUCCCUCCCCAUCGAACUCGUGAUCAAAGUCGUCAAGUCUGCGUACGGUGGAGUCGACGGCCAGACCCUCGCAUCCUGUGUUCUCGUGUGCAAGACGUGGAGAGCUGUAUCCCGCCCAUACAUCUUCGAAUGUGUCAAAAUCUCCUCAAAUGAACGCCUUAUCGCUCUCGAAGACCUCGUCGAGCACGACGACGCCGUCGGUCCCUACAUCCGCACCCUCAUCGUCCGACCUUCCGUCGAGCUCGCCACAGUACCAUCGCCCUGGGUCAGCAAAUUUGCUAAACGACUGCCGGCGAAGCUUACACGGCUGCAAGCCAUCAAGCUCAUCUGCAUCUUCGAUCUCGGCGACGCCUUCGAGCACGGCCUCGUGAACGAGUUCUCAAAGUUCACACCCGUCGACCGCCUCAUCUUUGACCAGUGCGCGCUCAAUCUCACCCUCGUGUAUCCGCUCGCGGCGGCCCUCCCGCGCCUCCGGCAUCUCCACUUGGGUAUCAUUAUGCCUAUACCAUACGUGCUGCCCAACCUUCCUGAACAGCUGCAUCCCCUUCGGCUCACCUCAGCCGGACUGGACGUAGGCGACAUCUACCCAUAUGGGCUUCGGGAACUCGUAUCCGAGGUGCAGGCUCCGCUCCGAAGCAUCACCCUCGGCGUCCUCAACGUCGCUGACGCAGACACGCUGCCCAGCUUAGCACCGCUCGCGGCCGUCAUUAAUAACGACCUGAUGUCUACGCUGCAGGAGGAGCGGUUGUUGUACACCGGCCCUGUGCCGGAGAGGGUGGUCUUGCAGAAGCUGCAGAGGGAUCUGCCGGACAUACAUGCGAGGGGUGUCUUGUCGGUCGAGCGCGUUUGAGGAGAGCGUUCGAAGAUCUCUGUCGGCUAUAGUUCGAAACGAUAUCAACGACCGGGGAACAGGAUGGAAUCAUGUUUCUGAGCGAUAGCUUCUCUUCUGAUUAGGCCAAUAUGGCCACACUCGUGGGCUCAGCCAAGCUCCGACUUGACACGAGGUAUCCAAUACCAAUCGGGGCCAUCGUGGAACGGCAGAUAUAGCCAUUGUUCUCGCUGCGUACCCCCUAAACGACGCCUUCUGCGGGUUCUUUGUCCCUGCUCGAACCACAAGCGACGGUCUAGGCCUUUCUUCCUUCGCGACCCCCAUCCAAGCGAUGUCCAUUACGUCCGGGGAGGCCCGGCGGGACAUCUUUUACUGCGCGUGCGAUCGCGGACAAAGCUUGACAGGGCUCCUCUUGACGGCAUCUCAGCACACAGCGGCACACUGUCGUAAACAGGGGCACACUGCGGGACACGCACGCAUGGCUGCCCCGGAGCGUCUGCCGCGUGUGGGACUUCACGCAGCCCUUCGAGCCAGCGCCUCAGCUCGUUAUGCCGCUCAGGUCUAGGCUCCAGGAGGCAUUCAACUUUGGACCCACCCCCGCUUUUACCAUUUAUAUGGUUUGUUAGCCUAAGGCGAUUUUUCUGCUGUGUAGGUCCAGGCCUUCAGAUGAAACUAAUCCUCUUCAUGUACCAUUACAAGAUCAAUCAUAAGGGGAAAAGGUAUUAUAUGAUGAGGGC
Phanerochaete carnosa HHB-10118-sp is the source of this 1577-nucleotide messenger RNA. RefSeq lists its product as uncharacterized. Lineage: Eukaryota; Fungi; Basidiomycota; Agaricomycetes; Polyporales; Phanerochaetaceae. Bases 1 to 861 code for a protein of 286 amino acids. The record is from RefSeq and is a predicted model, not a curated record. The transcript has 2 exons.